Plasmodium knowlesi strain H is the source of this 5316-nucleotide messenger RNA. RefSeq names its product PHAX domain-containing protein, putative. The coding region runs from base 1 to 5316 and encodes 1771 amino acids. The record is from RefSeq and is a predicted model, not a curated record. NCBI's taxonomy places the organism in Eukaryota, Apicomplexa, Aconoidasida, Haemosporida, Plasmodiidae. Gene Ontology annotation, molecular function: protein binding. The transcript has a single exon.
AUGAAGCAUCUACCGUACCACUUCACUGUGAGCAUAUUCAAACAUUUGCUAUGUUUCCCGCCGGAAAAAAAAAUGGAAAUCUCAAAUGAGGCGCAAAAAUGUAUCGGGGUGAUGGAAGCGGGAAAGGGAAGUAAUGAAAAAGAGGGAUGCAAAGAUUCAUUGUGUGGAAAGCCAAACAGUGAUAGUAAUGUGGUAGAAAGUAAGGCGGUAGAGGGGGCCGGAAAUAACACCGGAAAUUGCAAUAACAGUGAGACACCUAAGAUAAGCGAAGGGACAAGCGGCCAAAACCAAAGCGAUAUGAACAAAACCGUUAAGGGCAAAAAAAGAAAAAAUUCGAAGAAAAAGUAUUAUAGUAAAAAUAAGACACAGGCUGAUUUGUGUUCCUCAGAAAAAACGUCCAUCCAGGAGAACGGCUUACCUAGGAACAGCAGCAACCUUGGGGAGGAAAAAACAAAAGGCGAGGAAGGUACAAUAAAGAGUGAUGUAAAAAAUGCUUCAAAUGUUGAAUCGAUUGAAAAGGGAGACGGAGAACAAACGGGCAAUGGAAAUGGCAUAAAGGGGUAUACAAAUGCACAGGAAGUCGAAACGAGUAAUGUUAAGGAGGAUGAGGCGGGGCUGAACAAAACCCCAGACGGGGAAAGGAAGACAAAGAAAAAAAGAAAAAAAGCCAAAAGGAAAAAGAAGAAGGGUAAAGGUGCGGGGGAAGAUGAAGACAUUUGCAAAGGCCAUGGCAAAGGCGAUGACAAAGGCGAUGACAAAGGUCAUGGCGAAGCAGGUGACGAAGAAAUUAGCGGCUUGACAAAAAUUAAAGACACACUCCAAAAUGAUCAUAGCAAUGAAAAUGCCAGUACCACCACAGCCAUUAGCACCAACACAGAUUGCAACACAAGGAGGAAGAGCGUUGUCAAAAACACCAUCGACUCUGCGAACCUUUACAGCAAUAACCUUACGACCGAUCCUGUGGUAGACAACAAACAGAGCAAAAAGAAGAAGAAGAAAAAAAAAAAAAAAUCUUCUAAAGGGAAUCAAAAUGCGCAGCAUGGUGAGGCAAAAAAUGGGGAGGAAAUUUUCUCUAAAAAGACAAGCAUAAACCAUGAGGCUGUAUACAAAAUACCUAGCAAAAAUAUGACCAGAGAUGAACUUAACAAUCGGACAAAUUUGAUUUAUAAAAAUAGCAUUGGUUAUGGUUUUCCCCCGAAGAGUGUAGGUAGUAACUUCAGUUCGAAUCCAUGUGAAGCUUCGUGUAGUAAUGCCCCCCUUAAUUUUAUGAACAUGCAGACUAAGAGGAACAUGGUGCAAUUGUCCAAAAACACAAAUUGUAAAUAUGGAUUCAAUGUAGACAAUCAGGUAUACUCAAAUUGCAUGUACGGGCCGGUCCCCUUCCGCAACUCAAAUGAAUGCUACGAUUUUUCCUAUGAAGACGGGGUUCCCAAUGGCUUGGGGAAUUUUUUCUACGGAAACCACAUGUCGAGGAAUGCCCUAAUGGAGAGGACCCUUUCUUUGCACGGUAUGUACAAUGUGGGAAGAGCGAGUGCAUUGGCUGAUGUUGGCGCGGUUGACAGGAUUAGCGGGGUUAACGCCCUUGGCAUGGUUGACAGUGCUGAUGGCUUUGGCAGUUUCAGCGGAGCCAUGUUUAGAAGACAACGCAAACUGCCACCGCGGGGAAACGGUAACUUGGCUCAAGGCGCGAAUUAUGAAUUGGGCCUGAAGAAAGCUGAUGUGCCAAAUGGGCACAUGACCAGGUUCAAUUCAGUUGCCCCUAGCGCGAGACAUUUGCUCUAUGAACAGAACCAGGAGAAUCUAACUUUCAGUGAACGAGAUAGUAAGAAAAAGGGGCACUAUCAUAACGGGGAUAGAAGUAUGUCGAGGGGAGGACAGGUUCUUCAUGGAGGCGUCAACAACACGAUGACUGUAGCGAAAAUGGCUAAUAUUGGUACUGCAGUGAAGGAGGAAAACUUUUCCAGCGCAUCCAACCUUGGCUACUUUACUAAUGGAGCUAACCUAAACAUUAGAGGGGAGCACCCCCAGGAAGGAAAAAUCCAACUGAGCAACAGACCUGUGAUCCCAGGAAUGCGGAAUGAUGGCAUCUAUGGUCCUUUGCAAAGGGGGAAAUAUGAUGCAUAUUCCCCUCACCCAAAUGUUGAGAUGAUGAAGAACAGGAAGUUCACUAAAGAUAUGAAUGCUCCAUUCCAUCCCUUUAAAAUGCAGAACAAUGUGACUAACAGUAGAAGGGUUGCACUAAACGGGGGAGGAAGGGAAAACAACAUUGGUGAGAAGAGUGCACAGGGAGUAGUAGCAGCUAAAGAUAAGGAAGAAAUCCCCAAACUAACUGACCCAACAACCUGUGAAAGGGGAAGAUCUACCAACUUUGAAGUGAAUAAAGAGAUUCACAAAUUCAUAGACUAUUGUGUGAAGAAUUAUGGAGACAAAUACAUUGCAAAUGUUCUGCAUGAAUUCGCUCCAAAGGAGAUUGGAGAGAAGUAUGAUGAACUGAAGAAUAUUUUUAAAAUGAAUAUAAGUGAGGAAAACUUGAGCCAUUUACAGAUUCUGGAGAAGGAAGGGAGUGGCGAAUUGUGUACGUUUUUGAAGGACCACACUGAGGUGGGGGGCGAAGCAGAAGUGGAGCACGUGGAAUCGCUUAAAGGGGAAUCACAGAAGGAUGAACUGCUGAAAGGGGAGUCGCCUAAAGAGGAAUUGCUGAAAGAGGAAUUGCUGAAAGAGGAGUUGCCUAAAGAGGAAUUGCUGAAAGAGGAGUUGCCUAAAGAGGAAUUGCUGAAAGAGGAGUCGCCUAAAAAGGAAUUGCACAAAGAAGAACCGCUGGAAAAGGAACUGCUCAAGGAAGGCGCCCCUGCAGGCGGUGCGACAGACGCAGGGAACGUGUUCGAGGGGGGCCCAUCCCUAAGUGUGACGAUCCCCCCGGGACUGAGCCUUCCAGACAUAAACCGAGCUCUGCUGCACGGUGCCUACUUAGACAACAUCGCGGUGGUGAAGAAGUGCUUGGAGAAAAACGCAGACAUAAACUACUUUGACAAAAUUGGAAGGAGAGCUUUACAUUAUGCAUGUGCAGGUGGAUAUUACGAGAUAUGCAAGCUCCUGAUAGACAAUGGAGCGAAAGUGAACGUGUCGGAUUACAAGCACUGGACUCCCCUACACAUAGCUGUUACAAAGAUGCAUAAAGAAAUAACAGAGCUCUUAUUGAAAAACGAUGCCAACAUACAUGCCAUGCUACCCCAUUCGUUGUCCCCAAACAGGGGGAAAACUACAGCAAGCAUGUGCAUUCAUUUCGCAGCCAUUAAAGGUAACAAAGAAAUAACAGAGCUCCUACUACAAUAUGGGGCCAAAAUUAACGAUACAGAUUUGUCCAAUAGGACAGUCUUGCACUAUGCUGCAUAUCGAAAUAAUUCAGAUUAUUUGAAGUUUUUAAUUUAUGAGAAGAAGGCCAAGGUUAACAUCUUUGAUGUACACAAUAGGUUGCCUAUCCACUCGGCCUGUUUGGGUGGCGUCUUAAAAAAUGUCCAGCUCUUGGCAGAGAACAAGAGCUUCUUACAGAAGAAAGACAUUUAUAACAUGACCCCAAUGGAUAUCGCCACUAUUAAGAAGUUUAAGAACAUAAGAAAAUUCCUGGUCAAAUAUAUUAAUGAGAAUUUUUCUCCAAACGAUGCGGAAGAGGCUGAGGAGAAGAAGAAUAUCGCCCAGGUGGAAGUGAAGAACGAGGGGGAAGACUCGAAAAAUACAACAGACGUAAUCCCGCAUGAAGAAGAAGGAGAAGAAGAAGAACAGAAAAUGGAUCCGAAAGAAUUUUACAAUGAUAAUAAGAUGAUUAAGGACAUUUUAACAACGACCAUCAGCACCAUCCUGAAGGAAAGAAAUCGGGAUCAAAUAAAAAGAGUAGUAGACUCCUUGGGUGUCUAUAUAUCAUUGAGCCUUUUGGAGAAAACCAUUUUGAUUCAGAAUUAUGGAGGCAUAGACAUGGUUAGUAAGGAGGGUAAGAGAACCAACGGGGGGGUGUUUUUUUACCUCAUAAAGUACAUGUACAAAAAUGAUAUUAUAUCAAAGUUUAAGUAUGACUACAUUGUGGAGGAGGAGAAGGAGAAGAAAAAGACCUACAGGAAGUUAAAAAAAAAGCUUCUACAGGAGGAGGAAAAUGCCAAGGGUAGAACUGUCAAGGACAUCGAUGGGGGAGUCAGCGGGGAGGUUGCACUCGAGGGGAAGAAUAGCAACAAGAGGAACAAUAAAAUUAUGGGUCAAUCUAAGGACAUUCCCAAUGGCGGUGCAUCUUUUAAUAAUGUGAAAGGGGCUGUCUUGCAGAGUGUGCAAAAUGGUAGGGCGGCAGUGGUGGAUGUUAACGGCAACAAACCGUCAACAGGUUUCAAAACGCAGAAAACUACACGUGGUAAGAGCUCCUUGAGUACCCAUAAGGGGGAAGUGCAUCAUACCUGUAGUGAGCAAGUGGUCCAACUGUCCCCAAUGGCAACAGUCGGUACAUCGACCCAAUACAAUUUUAAUGCAUUAGUUGCCGAAAACGCGAGGAAUAACACACAUUUUAGUAAUCCUCAGAAUGACGCCCCCGUCAAGGACCCCCACAUGAGCAACGGUGAACAAGGAAAAAAAAAAAAAAAAACGAAAAAAAAAAAUAAUAAUAUAAUUAUUAAUAAUGAUAAUAAUACUAAUAAUACGGGUCAAGUUGUUGGGGUGGACACCCAAGCGGGUACCCUCAACAAUUGUGUGACAAAAGUGGAUGUGGGUUCGUCUUUCAUAAAUUUAUUGCAAAAUACAUACGGAGACAUGCAAAACAUGGUCGAGGCACAGGACCAGAGGAAACGCGCAUAUCACCUGAACGGGGUUGCGUGCGAGCAGGGGAACUUUGACUGGGGGCAUGGCGGGCGUUACAACAGCUUUGACGGUUUCGGUAGCUUCGGCAGGUUGGAUCAGUGGAACAGUGUUAUGAGCUUGAACUGCCGCCCCCCGCGCAGGAACCAAGUUAACAUGAACUUUCGUAACGGCAACAAUCAGGUGAGCAUGAACUUCCGCAACGGUAACAACCUGGUUAGCAUGAACUUUCGCAACAACGGGAACCAGUAUAGCAAUAGCAAGUCAAUUCGGAGCUACCAGAAUGAGUACCCAAUCCCAUAUGUGAAUGGGGUGCAAAAUAGUACCUAUGACUACACCGGGUGCGCGCAGAAUCCUGGGGUAUACCGACAUAACCAAAAUGUGUACAUGGUGAACAAUUUUUGUGCCCCCCAUGUGAAUGGGAAACAAAAAAUGCUUUCAAGCAACAUGAGCGGUGGACGCUUUCGGGGCUACCCCAAGAUGUAG